Cherax quadricarinatus is the source of this 2001-nucleotide messenger RNA. NCBI's taxonomy places the organism in Eukaryota, Metazoa, Arthropoda, Malacostraca, Decapoda, Parastacidae. The record is from RefSeq and is a predicted model, not a curated record.
CUCCCAUUCCUCCUCCAGGGUGUAAAAAUGGUACGAGCAAGAGGAAAUGCUAGAAUGGAUGCACAAGAGGUUAAAGUAAAUGGAGAAGUAUCUGAGCCUAAAGUAUCUAAAGGUAGAGGUAGGAAACGGACACUUACGUCUAAGGCGCCACCUGAAACCAAAAAAAUCAAAGUGACCUUAGAAGCCCCAAAUGUGGAAAAUGGUGUGGUGCUCACAGUUGGCAUGGGUGACGUUGGCCAACUUGGAUUAGGCCCAGACGUUGAGGAGAAGACUCGACCAGCUGUUGUACCUGCUCUUAGUGACAUUGUUGCUAUUGCAGCAGGUGGCCUUCAUUCAGUAUUUUUGGAUACGGCUGGCAAGGUAUAUACUUGUGGUUGCAAUGAUGAGGGUGCCUUGGGCCGUCACACAGACAAUGAUGAAGAUACCUACACUAGUGGUCCCGUGGAUGUUGAGGGAAAAGUGGUUCAAGUUAGUGCCGGAGAUUGUCACACAGCAGCCCUUCUUGAAGAUGGUCGACUGUUUGCCUGGGGAUGCUUUAGGGAUAACAAUGGUCCCUUAGGAUUCUUAGAUAAAGGGCAUUUACAGAAAACACCUAGACAAAUUUUAAGUGAUAUUGCUGUUAUAAAGAUCUCAUCAGGCAACAAUCACCUGGCAAUGCUGGCUCAUGAUGGUCGUGUGUUUACGUGUGGAUGUGGGGAAUCAGGACAACUAGGAAGGAUUGCUGAAGUUUUUGCUACCAGAGAUUCCAGGAACCGAAAAGGCAUAGAAACUUUACUUGACCCACAGCCCAUAAAAGUUUUCAAGAAUAGAAAAGCUGUUUUAUUUGACGACGUGUGGGCUGGAGGAGUUGCCACUUUUGCCCGGGCACGUGAGACAGGAAAUAUCUAUGCAUUUGGGCUCAACAAUUACAACCAACUUGGUGAUGAAGAUACCAAUCAUAAGUUUCAGCCAGUUUUAUUAAAGAACUUUUUUGGUAAAACCUGGAAACAAAUCUCAACUGGACAGCACCAUAGUUUGGCUAUUACUGAAGAUGGAACAACACAUUGUAUGGGACGUCGAGAAUAUGGACGUUUAGGGUUGGGACACCUGGAUGAUGACAUCAAGAAACCUACACCAGUAACAUCUUUAGAAGGACAAAAAGCCAUUCAUGUGUGGGAAUGUGUUUCUUUGGUGGUCAUGGAGUCUGGUGAUGUGUAUGGCUUUGGGAUGGGAACAAACAACCAGCUGGCUCAGGGAAAUGAGGAAGACCAGUUAGUUCCUGUAAAGUUGACUGGCAACCAGCUAGCUCAGCGAAGAGUUGUGGCGGCAGCAGCUGGAGGACAACAUACAAUUAUUCUUGCUGUACCCAAGUGAUGUUUGUUGUUUUAGGAUGUAUUAUUUUCUUAUAAUGUAAAGGUACUUUAUUUUGCUCAAUGGCACAACUAAUCAGUGUCCAUAUGCUUGUUUUGAUAACUUAUUUGUACAAAUUUGUGUGACUGAAUGCCUUGCUAGCCUGUGUGUGGUUUACAUUAAGUCAUUUACAUUUUGAAUAUGAAUGUUUAGUAUACUGUAUGUACUUCUGAUUUCUAUGUUAUAAACUAGAAAUGUUCAUAUGAAGCACAGUUUUCAGAGCUAUUUACCUUGUGUAAACAUGCUUUUUGUGCAUUUAAAAAUCUUUUAAUAAAAUUUGGGAUCUUGCCAAAUUUUUCAUUGAAUUCUGAAGUACAUAUAAUACAGUUAACUUUUAAAAUUUAUUUCUAAUUUCUGUUACAUGGUCAAGACUAAAGUGGAAGUAUUAUUUUUUGCGUUUUCUGUGAAAGAGUUUUGACGGAUUCCAAAGAAAUAGUUUUAAUUUAUUUUAAAGACAGGUCACUUAAGUAGUUUUAUUCUUAGGUUAUUGGGAAUAUUUUACAUAUAACUGUUUUUACCAGAGAGGCAGUAUAAAUGAAUUAAAUUGUUAUUUAGAUAAGCAAGCCGGUGAUAUGAUGUUAGUUCCUGUGAUUAAAAUAAAGGUUUCACAGA